UGGUGCACUGUGUCCCUCGGACACAGCGGAUCACAGAUCCACAGAAAGAGCCGAAGAUGUUGGCUCGGUCAUGUGAUCAGCUGUAUCCAAUCACAGCUGAUCACAUCAGUGCCACCUGUCAGUGUCCAUCAGUGCCAGCUGCCAGUGCCCAUCAGUGCCACAUUUCAGUGCCUACCAGUGCACAUCUGAGCUGCCUUUCAGUGUCACCCAUCAGUGCCAGUCAGUGCCACCUAUCAAUGCCAGUCAGUGCCACCUAUCAGUGCUGCCAAUCAGUGCCAGUCAGUGUUGCCUGCCAGUGUUGCCUAUCAGUGCGCAUCAGUGCCACCUAUCAGUCUGCAUCAGUGCUGCCUAACAGUGCCAGUGGGUGCCGCCUAUCAGUGCCAGUCAGUGCCGCCUAUCAGUGCCAGUCAGUGCCGCCUAUCAGUGCCAUAUAUGAG
This is a messenger RNA of Staurois parvus, 437 nucleotides long. The record is from the annotation of a GenBank genome assembly. NCBI's taxonomy places the organism in Eukaryota, Metazoa, Chordata, Amphibia, Anura, Ranidae.